Piliocolobus tephrosceles (Ugandan red Colobus) is the source of this 6060-nucleotide messenger RNA. RefSeq names its product TSC complex subunit 2 (gene TSC2). Bases 620 to 5974 code for a protein of 1784 amino acids. Gene Ontology annotation, molecular function: GTPase activator activity. Lineage: Eukaryota; Metazoa; Chordata; Mammalia; Primates; Cercopithecidae. The record is from RefSeq and is a predicted model, not a curated record. Gene Ontology annotation, biological process: regulation of small GTPase mediated signal transduction; negative regulation of phosphatidylinositol 3-kinase/protein kinase B signal transduction; negative regulation of TOR signaling. Gene Ontology annotation, cellular component: nucleus; TSC1-TSC2 complex; cytoplasm. The transcript is spliced from 41 exons.
CGUUUUCUUGCUUGGGGAGAAAGUGGGCAGCGAAACAGAGCGUCCGAAACCCAGCCCCUGCGGACCGCAACCUUUGGGAAAAGGGCGCAAGGUGGACACGCAGGGCCGCACGUGGGAACCGUUCGCAGCCCCUGCAGCCCCUGCCCGCGCAGCUGCAGGAGGAGGCGGCCCGGGACUCCAGCCUGCAGCCCCUAUCCCGCAUCCUCCCAUGCUCCGGUCAGGGCGCGGCGCUACCUGCUGCAGCUUCUCCCCUCCGGGGAGGCGCGGGAUCCUCCCCACACCCUCGCGGCCCAGCCCCGGGUCCCAGGCUCCGGUUCCGCGUCAGCAUCCUGGCGCUCAAGGCUUUCAUGCCGGACUCCUGCGGACUACACAUCCCGGCGGCCCACGCGGCCCCGUCACGUGACGCAAGGCUCGCCGGCCUUUCCUCCAGAGGGCUGCCCAGAACUACAACUCCCAGCAAGCCCCGCGGCGGCCCUCCGCGCGGCGCCGUUGCCGGAAGUACGGGUCGCGCUUCCGGCAGCGUCCAGGGGCCAAGGAGGUGCGCCUUGCCCCGCGUCCGGGCGGCCCGGCGCGCGGUGGCGCGUCGAGGGAGGCGUUUUCUGGUGCGUCCUGGCCCACCAUGGCCAAACCAACAAGCAAAGAUUCAGGCUUGAAGGAGAAGUUUAGGAUUCUGUUUGGACUGGGAACACCGAGGCCAAAUCCCAGGUCUGCAGAGGGCAAACAGACGGAAUUUAUCAUCACCGCGGAAAUCCUGAGAGAACUGAGUGUGGAAUGUGGCCUCAAUAAUCGCAUCCGGAUGAUAGGGCAGAUUUGUGAAGUCGCAAAAACCAAGAAAUUUGAAGAGCAUGCAGUGGAAGCGCUCUGGAAGGCGGUCGCGGAUCUGUUGCAGCCAGAACGGCCGCUGGAGGCCCGGCACGCGGUGCUGGCUCUGCUGAAGGCCAUCGUUCAGGGGCAGGGCGAGCGUUUGGGGGUCCUCAGAGCCCUCUUCUUUAAGGUCAUCAAGGAUUACCCUUCCAACGAAGACCUCCACGAAAGGCUGGAUGUUUUCAAGGCCCUCACAGACAAUGGGAGACACAUCACCUACUUGGAGGAAGAGCUAGCGGACUUUGUCCUGCAGUGGAUGGAUGUCGGCCUGUCCUCGGAAUUCCUCCUGGUGCUGGUGAACUUGGUCAAGUUCAACAGCUGUUACCUCGAUGAGUACAUCGCAAGGAUGGUUCAGAUGAUCUGCCUGCUCUGCGUCCGGACCGCGUCCUCUGUGGACAUAGAGGUCUCCCUGCAGGUGCUGGACGCCGUGGUCUGCUACAACUGCCUGCCGGCUGAGAGCCUCCCGCUGUUCAUCGUCACCCUCUGCCGCACCAUCAACGUCAAGGAGCUCUGCGAGCCUUGCUGGAAGCUGAUGCGGAACCUCCUUGGCACCCACCUGGGCCACAGCGCCAUCUACAACAUGUGCCACCUCAUGGAGGACAGAGCCUACAUGGAGGACGCGCCCCUGCUGAGAGGAGCCGUGUUUUUUGUGGGCAUGGCUCUCUGGGGAGCCCAUCGGCUCUAUUCUCUCAGGAACUCGCCGACAUCGGUGCUGCCAUCAUUUUACCAGGCCAUGGCAUGUCCGAACGAAGUGGUGUCCUAUGAGAUCGUCCUGUCCAUCACCAGGCUCAUCAAGAAGUAUAGGAAGGAGCUCCAGGUGGUGACGUGGGACAUUCUGCUGAACAUCAUCGAACGGCUCCUUCAGCAGCUCCAGACCUUGGACAGCCCGGAGCUCAAGACCAUCGUCCAUGACCUGCUGACCACGGUGGAGGAGCUGUGUGACCAGAAUGAGUUCCACGGGUCUCAGGAGAGAUACUUUGAACUGGUGGAGAGAUGUGCAGACCAGAGGCCUGAGUCCUCCCUCCUGAACCUGAUCUCCUAUAGAGCACAGUCCAUUCACCCGGCCAAGGACGGCUGGAUUCAGAACCUGCAGGCGCUGAUGGAGAGAUUCUUCAGGAGCGAGUCCCGAGGUGCCGUACGCAUCAAGGUGCUGGAUGUGCUGUCCUUUGUGCUGCUCAUCAACAGGCAGUUCUACGAGGAGGAGCUGAUUAACUCAGUGGUCAUCGCUCAGCUCUCCCACAUCCCCGAGGAUAAAGACCACCAGGUCCGAAAGCUGGCCACCCAGUUGCUGGUGGACCUGGCAGAGGGCUGCCACACACACCACUUCAACAGCCUGCUGGACAUCAUCGAGAAGGUGAUGGCCCGCUCCCUCUCCCCACCCCCGGAGCUGGAAGAAAGGGAUGUGGCCGCGUACUCAGCCUCCUUGGAGGAUGUGAAGACAGCUGUCCUGGGGCUUCUGGUCAUCCUUCAGACCAAGCUGUACACCCUGCCUGCGAGCCAUGCUACGCGCGUUUAUGAGAUGCUGGUCAGCCACAUUCAGCUCCACUACAAGCACAGCUACACCCUGCCAAUCGCCAGCAGCAUCCGGCUGCAGGCCUUUGACUUCCUGUUGCUGCUGCGGGCCGACUCACUGCACCGCCUCGGCCUGCCCAACAAGGAUGGGGUCGUGCGGUUCAGCCCCUACUGCGUCUGCGACUACAUGGAGCCAGAGAGAGGCUCUGAGAAGAAGGCCAGCGGCCCCCUUUCUCCUCCCACAGGGCCACCUGGCCCGGCGCCUGCAGGCCCGGCCGUGCGGCUGGGCUCCCUGCCCUACUCCCUGCUCUUCCGCGUCCUGCUGCAGUGCUUGAAGCAGGAGUCUGACUGGAAGGUGCUGAAGCUGGUUCUGGGCAGGCUGCCUGAGUCCCUGCGCUACAAAGUACUCAUCUUUACCUCCCCUUGCAAUGUGGACCAGCUGUGCUCUGCUCUCUGCUCCAUGCUUUCAGGCCCAAAGACACUGGAGCGGCUCCGAGGCGCCCCGGAAGGCUUCUCCAGAACUGACCUGCACCUGGCUGUGGUUCCAGUGCUGACAGCAUUAAUCUCUUACCAUAACUACCUGGACAAAACCAAACAGCGCGAGAUGGUCUACUGCCUGGAGCAGGGCCUCAUCCACCGCUGUGCCAGCCAGUGCGUCGUAGCCUUGUCCAUCUGCAGCGUGGAGAUGCCUGACAUCAUGAUCAAGGCGCUGCCCGUCCUGGUGGUGAAGCUCACGCACAUCUCGGCCACAGCCAGCAUGGCCGUCCCACUGCUGGAGUUCCUGUCCACUCUGGCCAGGCUGCCGCAGCUCUACAGGAACUUUGCCGCGGAGCAGUAUGCCAGUGUGUUCGCCAUCUCGCUGCCGUACACCAACCCCUCCAAGUUUAAUCAGUACAUCGUGUGUCUGGCCCAUCACGUCAUAGCCAUGUGGUUUAUCAGGUGCCGCCUGCCCUUCCGGAAGGAUUUUGUCCCUUUCAUCACUAAGGGCCUGCGGUCCAAUGUCCUCUUGUCUUUUGAUGACACCCCCGAGAAGGACAGCUUCAGGGCCCGGAGUACUAGUCUCAACGAGAGGCCCAAGAGUCUGAGGAUAGCCAGACCCCCCAAACAAGGCUUGAAUAACUCUCCACCCGUGAAAGAAUUCAAGGAGAGCUCUGCAGCCGAGGCCUUCCGGUGCCGCAGCAUCAGUGUGUCUGAACAUGUGGUCCGCAGCAGGAUCCAGACGUCCCUCACCAGUGCCAGCCUGGGGUCUGCAGACGAGAACUCCAUGGCCCAGGCUGACGAUAGCCUGAAAAACCUCCACCUGGAGCUCACGGAGACCUGUCUGGACAUGAUGGCUCGAUACGUCUUCUCCAACUUCACAGCUGUCCCCAAGAGGUCUCCUGUGGGCGAGUUCCUCCUGGCGGGUGGCAGGACCAAAACCUGGCUGGUUGGGAACAAGCUUGUCACCGUGACGACGAGUGUGGGAACAGGGACCCGGUCGUUACUAGGCCUGGACUCGGGGGAGCUGCAGUCCGGCCCAGAGUCGAGCUCCAGCCCUGGCAUGAAUGUGAGACAGACGAAGGAGGCGCCGGCCAAGCUGGAGUCCCAGGCUGGGCAGCAGGUGUCCCGUGGGGCCCGGGACCGGGUCCGUUCUAUGUCAGGGGGCCAUGGUCUUCGAGUUGGCGCCCUGGAUGUGCCAGCCUCCCAGUUCCCGGGCAGUGCCACUUCUCCAGGACCACAGACUGCACCAGCCGCGAAGCCUGAGAAAGUCUCAGCCGGCACCCGGCUUCCUAUGCAGGAGAAGACGAACCUGGCAGCCUACGUGCCCCUGCUGACCCAGGGCUGGGCGGAGAUCCUGGUCCGGAGGCCCACAGGGAACACCAGCUGGCUGAUGAGCCUGGAGAACCCGCUCAGCCCUUUCUCCUCGGACAUCAACAACAUGCCCCUGCAGGAGCUGUCCAACGCCCUCAUGGCAGCUGAGCGCUUCAAGGAGCACCGGGACACAGCCCUGUACAAGUCGCUGUCGGUGCCAGCGGCCAGCACGGCCAAACCCCCUCCUCUGCCUCGCUCCAACACAGACUCCGCCGUGGUCAUGGAGGAGGGAAGUCCUGGCGAGGUUCCUGUGCCAGUGGAGCCCCCAGGAUUGGAGGACUUGGAGGCAGCGCUAGGCGUGGACAGGCGCACAGACGCCUACAGCAGGUCGUCCUCAACCUCCAGCCAGGAGGAGAAGUCAUUCCACGCAGAGGAGCUGGUUGCCGGGGGAAUCCCCAUUGAGCGAGCUGUCUCCUCGGAGGGUGGCCGGCCCUCUGUGGACCUCUCCUUCCAGCCCUCGCAGCCCCUCAGCAAGUCCAGCUCCUCUCCCGAGCUGCAGAGCCUGCAGGACAUCCUCGGGGACCCGGGGGACAAGGCCGACGUGGGCCGGCUGAGCCCUGAGGUUAAGGCCCGUUCACAGUCAGGGAUCCUGGACGGGGAAAGUGCUGCCUGGCCAGCCUCGGGCGAAGACAGUCGGGGCCAGCCCGAGGGUCCCUUGCCUUCCAGCUCCCCCCGCUCGCCCAGUGGCCUCCGGCCCCGCGGUUACACCAUCUCCGACUCGGCCCCAUCACGCAGAGGCAGGAGGGUAGAAAGGGAUGCCUUUAAGAGCAGAGCCACCGCUUCCAAUGCAGAGAAAGUGCCAGGCAUCAACCCCAGUUUCGUGUUCCUGCAGCUCUACCAUUCGCCUUUCUUUGGCGACGAGUCAAACAAGCCAAUCCUGCUGCCCAAUGAGUCACAGUCCUUUGAGCGGUCGGUGCAGCUCCUCGACCAGAUCCCAUCAUACGACACCCACAAGAUCGCCGUCCUGUAUGUGGGAGAAGGCCAGAGCAACAGUGAGCUCGCGAUCCUGUCCAACGAGCAUGGCUCCUACAGGUACACGGAGUUCCUGACGGGCUUGGGCCGGCUCAUCGAGCUCAAGGACUGCCAGCCAGACAAGGUGUACCUGGGAGGCCUGGACGUGUGUGGUGAGGACGGCCAGUUCACCUACUGCUGGCACGACGACAUCAUGCAAGCCGUCUUCCACAUCGCCACCCUGAUGCCCACCAAGGACGUGGACAAGCAUCGCUGUGACAAGAAGCGCCACCUGGGCAACGAUUUCGUGUCCAUUGUCUACAAUGACUCUGGCGAGGACUUCAAGCUCGGCACCAUCAAGGGCCAGUUCAACUUCGUCCAUGUGAUCAUCACCCCGCUGGACUAUGAGUGCAACCUGGUGUCCCUGCAGUGCAGGAAAGACAUGGAGGGCCUUGUGGACACCAGCGUGGCCAAGAUCGUGUCUGACCGCAACCUGCCUUUUGUGGCCCGUCAGAUGGCCCUGCAUGCAAACAUGGCCUCACAGGUGCACCACAGCCGCUCCAACCCCACCGACAUCUACCCCUCCAAGUGGAUUGCCAGGCUCCGCCACAUCAAGAGGCUCCGCCAGCGGAUCUGCGAGGAAGCCGCCUACUCCAACCCCAGCCUGCCUCUGGUGCACCCCCCGUCCCAUCCCAAAGGCCCUGCACAGACUCCGGCCGAGCCCACGUCUGCCUACGAGAUGGGCCAACGGAAGCGCCUCAUCUCCUCCGUGGAGGACUUCACCGAGUUCGUGUGAGGCUGGGGCCCUCCCUGGACAGUAUGUUGUGUCAGUGAAAUAAAGUCCUGGCCCUGGUGCACAGACAGAGGCACAGGUUGCAGUCA